AUGCCUUUCUCCAACGGCGUUGUCAGCAGUGUCAACGGGAAUUCCAAGUUCCUUGACUACAAGAAUGCCGAGGCUGCUCUGAAGGAGUACAGCAACCUCGAUGGCCUGAGCAUCCAGGAGCUCAUGGACUCCAAGGUCCAUGGUGGUCUCACCUACAAUGACUUCCUCCUUCAGCCCGGCUACAUUGGCUUCCCUGCCUCUGAAGUCACCCUUGACUCCCCCGUCACCAAGAGGAUCUCUCUGAGGACUCCUUUCGUCUCGUCGCCCAUGGAUACCGUCACUGAGCACGAGAUGGCCAUCCACAUGGCUCUACAGGGCGGUCUUGGUGUCAUCCACCACAACUGCUCCCCAGAUGCCCAGGCCGAUAUGGUACGCAAGGUCAAGCGGUACGAAAACGGCUUUAUUAUGGAUCCCGUCGUCAUCAAGCGCGACACGACUGUCGGCGAGGCCAAGGCUUUGAAGGAGAAGUGGGGAUUCGGUGGCUUUCCUGUUACUGAGUCUGGCAAGCUCGGCUCCAAGCUGCUGGGUAUCGUGACGAACCGCGAUAUUCAGUUUGAGGAGGACCUGAACCAACCCGUGGCGAAUGUCAUGGUUACCGAUCUUAUCACCGCCCCCUCUGGAGUUGACCUUCCUGCAGCAAACAAGAUUCUGUCCAAGUCGAAGAAGGGCAAGCUGCCUAUCGUUGACAAGUCCGGCAACCUCGUGUCUAUGAUCUCUCGGUCUGAUCUGACCAAGAACUACAACUUCCCUCUGGCCUCUAAGCUGCCGGACUCGAAGCAGCUGCUCUGUGCUGCUGCCAUUGGCACCCGCCCCGAGGACAAGGUCCGCCUGGCCAAGCUGGUCGACGCUGGCCUGGACAUCGUCAUCCUGGACAGCAGCCAGGGUAACAGCAUGUACCAGAUCGAUAUGAUCAAGUGGAUCAAGAAGGAGCACCCUGACCUCGACGUCAUCGGUGGUAACGUGGUGACGAGGGAGCAGGCUGCUUCCUUGAUUGCUGCUGGCGUCGAUGGUCUGCGUAUUGGCAUGGGUAGCGGCAGUGCCUGCAUCACUCAGGAGGUCAUGGCUGUUGGCCGGCCUCAGGCCACUGCUGUAUACAGCGUCAGCUCCUUUGCUGCCAAGUUUGGCGUUCCCUGCAUCGCCGACGGCGGUAUCCAAAACGUUGGCCACAUUGUCAAGGGCCUCGCCCUGGGCGCGUCUACUGUGAUGAUGGGUGGUCUCCUGGCGGGUACCACAGAGUCGCCUGGCACUUCGUUUGUUUCCCGAGAGGGCAAACUGGUGAAGGCGUACCGUGGUAUGGGCAGCAUUGAUGCCAUGCAGGACAAGAAGGCCGGCGGCGGUGGCAAGGACAGCCAGGCCAGCAAUGCUGGAACCGCGCGCUACUUCUCAGAGGGUGACAGCGUCCUCGUUGCUCAGGGUGUCUCGGGUUCCGUUGCUCACCGGGGAUCUAUCGGUCGCUUCCUGCCAUACCUAGCUGCUGGCCUGAAGCACUCCCUCCAGGACUGCGGAAGAGUGAGUCUGCAGGAGCUUCAUGAGUGCGCCCUGAACGGCACUCUGCGGUUUGAGCUCCGAACGGCCAGCGCGCAGCUCGAGGGUGGUGUGAACAUGGAGUCGUACGAGAAGAAGCUCUAUGCAUAG
Molecule: messenger RNA, 1635 nt
Organism: Thyridium curvatum
Lineage: Eukaryota; Fungi; Ascomycota; Sordariomycetes; Thyridiales; Thyridiaceae
Exons: 3
Coding region: 1-1635 (544 amino acids)
Biological process (GO): GTP biosynthetic process
Cellular component (GO): cytoplasm
Molecular function (GO): IMP dehydrogenase activity
Source: RefSeq, a predicted model, not a curated record